UCAAGUUGGGUUAUUCAUGCUGAAUAGGUAUCCCUUUUCCUGCAAGCAUUCGGGAAGCUUCGUGCUGCAAGUUUUGAUUUGGAGAAUUCCUCAUUCUUACGUCUUGUGUGUUGUAACUGCACAGCGGAAAUAUAAAGGUGUUUAGUAUAUUCUUUGGUUUGAGGAUUGAAGAACAAUGUGCACCAAUUUUCUCACAGCCUGUUCUGUUGCGAAAUAUUAAGUUGGAUUGCCCUUCUUCAGCGAUUAGUUUGUAUGCUUUAUUCUGAACCUGUCAUACGUGCGGCUCAAACCUGGUGCCAGGAACUUGAGAGAUGUGCCCAAAAUGUGAAGAAGAUUCCCGUAGUGGCUGUUGCGAAGCCGUUCCAGUUGUGGAAAAUAGAAGGCAUGCUGACGGUUCAUGCUCUUCAAGUAUAUCGAGAGAUGCUUUUAUGUCAAAUCUAAGUACAAUUUCUAGAACUUCUUUGCCGGAUCAUGUAUACAAGAGAAGAAAGCUACGACAGGGUUCUGACAGCAUUUUCAAUGAACGGAUGCCGGGGGACAUGAAAAGAAGAGGGAAUUCUCCUUCUGCCAAUUGUUCUAUUGGUCCUUCAAUCACAGAAAAGGAGCCUUCAUUAGGAUGCUUGUCCAAACAUGAAAUUGUUGCUGCUGGAGAACCAGUCCCAUCCCUGGCGGUUGAUAGCCAUCCCCAUGUAUCAGAUUCUGAACCUUUUCGUAAAUACAAGGUCCUGGUAGAAAGUGGUCUAGAUGAAGCAUCAAUAGGUAGAAUGCACAAAGUAAUUGAUGUUGACAGUGUAAAUGACAGUUGUUCAUCAAAAUCAAACACAGAACUUACCUCAACUUCCUUGAGAACAGAAGCUGAUGAGACUUGUGAAUGUUCCUCUUCUAGUGUAACCCUUAUGGAAGGAAGAAGUGAUGUACCCUUAAGGGAAAAUGAUAUCUGCAUCUCCAUCCUUAGAAGCCAUGGAUUGCUCGAAAGAACUUGUUCAACACCAACUCAUGCCUCUGAAGAUACCGUGUUUGACAGCAGGGACUGUAGCGAUGCCCGCUCAUGCAAAACUUGUGAUCGCAAUGGGGAAGCACUGAAAAUGCUAAUAUGUGAUAAUUGUGAUGAAGCAUUUCACUUAUCUUGCUGCUAUCCUCGUAUAAAAAAGAUUCCACAGAAUGACUGGUUUUGUCCCUCUUGCUUGAGAAAGAAGCACAUUGUAAUCAAGCAGACAGCUACCAAGAAACCAACAAAAACUAUUACUGAAACUGCUAGAGGCAAAAGCGCAUCUGCUGUGGACGAUUCAAAUCCAAUAGCAUUAAUGUUAGAAGAUGACGAGCCAUAUAUGACAAGUGUUCGUGUUGGCAAAGGUUUCCAAGCUGAUGUUCCUGAAUGGAGAGGUCCUCAAAAAGAUGACAUCAGCAUGGUUGAGGAACCACCAGUAAUAGAUCCUUCAGAGUAUGCCCAUCAGCAAGAUUUGAAAUUAAGCAAGCCUUUUAGGCUUAGCUCCAUUGGCAAUUGGCUUCAAUGUCGGAAGAGAGUCGAUGAUGCAGAAGGUGUUAAUGGAAAUAUAUGUGGAAAGUGGCGCAGAGCACCUCUUUUUGAAGUCCAAACUGAUAAGUGGGAGUGCUUCUGUUCUGUUUUCUGGGAUCCAAGCCAUUCUGAUUGUGCUGUCCGUCAGGAGCUGGAGACAGAUCAAGUUCUGAAGCAACUAAAGUAUAUUGAGAUGCUGAGGCCGCGACUUGCAGCUAGCAGACAAAAGUUUGUCCUAUCCAAGAGUGAAGUCUCUCAGGAACCCUCAGAGAAUGCGACCAACAUAUAAGCCCUCGAAGAAUGUCAAUGUACGUGCUUGAUGAUUCUGUGAGGUGUCUGUAAUGCCAGCCUCAGCUCAUAAAUUUCUUUAUGCAGAAAUAGCUGAUUCCAAUUUUGAGUUUCAUGUUUUUGGUCCCUUCUCCCUAUUCUCAUUCAGCUAUUGGUUUUUAACAUUUUUGUUAGCUGUAGAAAGACCAUACAAUCAGUCUACUAUUAGUGAAAUAGGUCCUUAGUUGAUCAUUUUUAUCUAGAAAUUUCUGUAUAAACCAUAGUGACCUGUAGCCUUUUGCCCAUUGGGGGAGGUAAGAAUGUAUCGUGUAGAUUACAGUGUGCGAAUAGUAAACCUUAGCAAAAUGGUUCUAGUUCUA
This is a messenger RNA of Syzygium oleosum, 2163 nucleotides long. RefSeq lists its product as uncharacterized. NCBI's taxonomy places the organism in Eukaryota, Viridiplantae, Streptophyta, Magnoliopsida, Myrtales, Myrtaceae. The transcript has 6 exons. Gene Ontology annotation, molecular function: zinc ion binding. Gene Ontology annotation, biological process: chromatin remodeling. Bases 312 to 1805 code for a protein of 497 amino acids. The record is from RefSeq and is a predicted model, not a curated record.